Messenger RNA from Racocetra persica, 396 nucleotides. The record is from the annotation of a GenBank genome assembly. Lineage: Eukaryota; Fungi; Glomeromycota; Glomeromycetes; Diversisporales; Gigasporaceae.
GGAAGUUUUGUAAUGUUCCAUUGGGUCAAAGGAGUUCCAUUCGACUUUAAUUCCGGAGCUUACGAUGGCCUGACCUUAUGGGAGCAGAUUGAUAAUGGAGCGCAGUUUACACCAGCUAAAAAGUAUUUAACCGCCGUUCCAAUUGGAUUGUUCCUACUUAGUACACAUUACACACACUAUGAUGCGUUCACAUUUUUGAUUAAUUUUACGUUUUUAUUGGUUGUGCUUAUAGCUAAAUUACCACAAUUACAUAAGGAUGGCCUUGGUGACAUGAAAAUAGUGGAUGCUGUCAAUUUCGAGAUAAUUAUCGUGAGAAUUGGACCGAAUAUUCGCAGAUAUUCUGAAAUAUUAUAUGACAAAGAUGUGAAUUCAGAUUUUCUUGAUUAUGGUGUCUAA